AUGGGCAAUUCCAACACGAAAGAAUCGCGGCAUGAUGCCCGGGCCUUCAGGCCGACCGGCUCAUCCGAGCUGGGGCAGUCGUCGUCGCAGCCUCAGGGCCACGAUGGCCGCUCGCGGUCGCACGGCCGGGUGGGACGUCCCGACAUCGGUGGGCUGCUAGGCCUGCAGCCAGGCUCGAGCUCGUCGAGCGAGCGGCGCGAGACCCGACAGGAACGCGAGGCCAGACGGCUCGAGCGCGAGCGGCAGGCACGGCUGGUGGAGCGGGAGCGCAGCAUGAGAGAAGAGCACGUCGACGGCGGAUACCUCGUGACUCUGGGCACGUAUGUUGGGGCGGAAGACUUCAACAAGACUGUUGUCCGGCAGCUGCAGAUCGACCGAAAGAUGGCGCCAUUCUGGAGAGGCCUGCAGGACUUCUCUGACACCUGGACCGAGUAUCAGAUUGUGGCUGCUGCUCGCGGCCUCGACAUUCCUCCGCCAGACCAGCCGCCGCCCGAGGGCUUCCUUCCACAGCAUCCGUCUUUGUCAAGCGCCGGGGACCAGCACUUGACUGUUCCCGGCAGUGCGGCCGUUCCUGGACCGUCGGCCGCGAACACAGCGGCGUGCAUUCCUACAGGAUCGCUCGCCGGUACGUCGUCUCCCUCCCUGUCUCUGCCCACGACGCCGGGAUCCUCUCGGACGGGCUCGUCUCCGUUCAGGCCGCGUGCCAAGGCGAUUGCGGCGGCUCUUAGUGUGUCGUCCCGCAACGGGUCGUCGACGGAUCUGACGCCGCGCGAGAUCACACUUCCUCACGAUCCCUUUGUCAACGGACAGCCGAUUGAAGUGUUUCUGUACAAGAACGCGACAGAAUGCCCGAUCUGCUUCAUCACGUACCCCCCCUAUCUCAACCACACGCGGUGUUGUGACCAGCCGCUCUGCAGUGAAUGUUUUGUGCAGAUCAAGCGGGCAGAGCCACACUACCCCGAGGGCCACGGUGACAACCACGAAAACCAGGGGGCGAACCCGGAAGAACAGGCCGGGCUGCUGAUAUCGGAGCCGGCGAGCUGUCCGUACUGCCAGCAGCCGGAGUUUGGGGUCACGUACGAGCCACCGCCGUUCCGCCGAGGGCUGAGCUACGGGUCGGGUGCGGCGAUCGGGGCGAUGGCAACGGCGAUGUCGUCGACUAGCACGGUCAACUCGUUGAUGCCAAGCUCGCUGGCGGUGGCUGGCAGUACAAGUCCGCCGACGGGCCGGCGGAGAACGCAAUCACUCUCGGCGACGGCGCCGAACGUGGUGACGACGGACCGGAUUCGGCCAGACUGGUCGACGAAGCUGGCGUCUCAGCGGGCGCACAUUGCACGACGGGCAGCGGCAGCGACGGCGCUCCACACGGCAGCAUUUCUGAUCGGAUCGGAGCAGCGAACCUUUCGGGUCGGACGGUUCGGGCGAUGGGCGGGUUCGAGCAGCAACCAACGCGACAGAGAAGCAAGCCCUGCACGCGGGCAGAGUGACGGCGGCGAAGGCGGCGACGGGCCAUCACCGACGAUGGAGCCGGGGCCACGGUCAAGCUCCGGGCCAGUUGCGGGGGUGGCGGGAGGUGCGGGAGGUGCGGGAGGUGCAGGAGCGUUAGGAGCUGCUGGAGCGACAGGAGCUGCUGGAGCAGUAGACAGACGAAGCCGGAUGGACGAUCUCGAAGAGCUGAUGUUUAGGGAGGCUCUUCGACAGUCACUGGCAACGGAAGACGAGCGGCGGCGAAAGGAGGAGAAGGAGCAGCGCAAGGAGGCGAAGCGACGCGAGAAGGAUGAGCGGAAGGCGGCCAAGGCAGCGUCGAAGCAGCACGGCAGCGGGUCGGGCGUGUACGGAGCGAGCGGUGGAAGCGGGCACAGCUCGGCCAGCGCGAGCUCGCUGAGCCUGUCGGGAUUGGGAAUUGGCGGACGGCGAAGAGGCAACAGCGGAGCGUCAAAUCUGCGGGUGGAAGCCAGCGUGGCCAACGCGAUGGCAGCACGCAGCAGCGGAAGCGGAAGCGGAAGCGGAAGCGGAAGCGGCAGCAGCAGUCCGGCAACACCAGGCGAAGGUGCAGGCGACAAGGGCAAGAAGGUGGAUCGAGGGCCGACAGCAGGUGUGGCCGUGUCUGUGGCUGUAGCUAGCGAGAGCGAGUCUCGUCCGACUUCGAGCGCGCAGCGAUCGGCAGGGCCGUCACACCUGCGACAGAUGAGCAGCGCGUCAUCGGUAUCGUCGUCGAGUCCGGGAAACUCGGCAGCAGGGCAAGCGGUACAGGACCCCCGAGCGAGCGGGCUGAGCCUGGGCAGCCGCAGCGGUGGCAGCGAAGACGGGGCGGAUCACGGGGACGAGCGAGACCCGAGCACCAGCAUGGAGCCGAUGUUCAACUUUAGCAGUCUGGCGGAGCUUGUGGGCGUGCAGCUGGAGGGCGAGAACGCGGGCAGACGGCUGUCGGCGAUUGAGCGCGACAAGGACGGCUCGACCGGAUCGGCGGGAUCUCAGAAGGAGGAGGUUCGGGAGGCCCACGGCGAACACGUCGAACUGGCUGAACGGAGGUCGUUUGAGCGGCUGCAGCUGGCAACAGGACUGGAUAAGACCAGCCGGUCGGUUCCGGAAGUGAUGAUCACGCCAGGGACGCCGGCGCCGUCGGAUGAGUUUGAUUAA
Messenger RNA from Grosmannia clavigera kw1407, 2640 nucleotides. RefSeq names its product c2h2 type zinc finger domain containing protein. Gene Ontology annotation, cellular component: cytoplasm. Bases 1 to 2640 code for a protein of 879 amino acids. The record is from RefSeq and is a predicted model, not a curated record. NCBI's taxonomy places the organism in Eukaryota, Fungi, Ascomycota, Sordariomycetes, Ophiostomatales, Ophiostomataceae. The transcript is spliced from 2 exons.